Molecule: messenger RNA, 1410 nt
Organism: Ophidiomyces ophidiicola
Lineage: Eukaryota; Fungi; Ascomycota; Eurotiomycetes; Onygenales; Onygenaceae
Exons: 5
Coding region: 1-1410 (469 amino acids)
Biological process (GO): microtubule cytoskeleton organization; microtubule-based movement
Cellular component (GO): centrosome; cytoplasmic dynein complex
Molecular function (GO): dynein heavy chain binding
Source: RefSeq, a predicted model, not a curated record
AUGGAUACGCUGUCGUCCGAUCCGUCAGACCCCAGAUUACCGUCGGAGCGUAAGAAAGCAAAGGCGCCCCCUAUUGCUAAUCAAUUUGCGCUUGGAUAUACGUACCAAGAUGUCCUUGAUGCGGACCAGGAAGAUAUUCUCGCCCGAGUAUCUGCUUACUUUCUCUCCGAACCCUCUCCCGCUUUUGCUCCACUUCUAAAACCACUCUUCACCCCAAAAUCCGUCCGUGAAACCCUCAUAGUACUCCUUCUGGACUGGGAAUCUCCAUGGCUUUGGAUAAGGCAAUUACGAGACUGGGUCCGGUUAUUAAGAUCUGUUUUGAUUUCUCUGGAUGAUGAUACGAAGUUGGUGAUGGAAGAAGUCAUGACGGACUGCAAGGGGCUACAGAGGGGCCUGGAAUCAUCAUACCCGACCGGUUCUGGCCCGCCCGUGACAAUACCUCUAGGACCAGGAGAAUGGGACGAAGGCCUGGGAAUCCCUAUGUGUGUUGUUUGUCAAGGAGCCGAAAAAAUUGAGAAGCUGGAGAAGGAUCACGGAUGGCGGGAGGAAGAAUUCGAUUUCAUUUUGCAAUUCAUGCGCACAGUUCUUUUGAAACAUGGCUCGUCGCUCAUUUACACUACACCAUUUCUCUCAAACUCUCUACACAGCUUGAUACACUCCUCUCUCGGUAUCCACUCGCUUCUUAAGAGACAGUCUUUAAAGCACAAUGUUAUCGAUAGGGACAAGAUAUUAGUACCAUCUAACUGGGAUUCGUGGGGUAAGAUACGCAUUAUCAGAGAAGGCUUUGAUAUGGAAGGUGUUGGAACAGCAUGGUCGAUUGAAAUCCAAGAGUCUAUAUCACCCUCGACGGAUGGAGAUGAAGCGACUAUCAGUGAACCGAACCCAGAAGACGCUAUAACCGCCGUAGCGAUGUAUGAGCAGACCAUACAUGACCCCAAACAAAGCAUGGCCAUCGCACGCACCGCCCAAUCUGACGACAGCAAACUAGAGAUUGAAGCUGUCGAUACGCAGACGUUUUUAACAGAGCAGCUACAACUGCUAGAACAAUUGAAAGCCGAAGAUGAAAAGCAGGAACGUCAGAUUCGCAAAGAAGGAAUUCUAAAAGAGAGUCCUAUGAUCGACGAGACUGGUCGAGUAAAUGAACACAUUGGGCCUGUUCAAUUCAAUAUGGGCGGUAUCCAGGUCGAUGCUGAUGAUAUGUUAAGGAGGCUGAAGGAACGGGAGGCUAACCGAGCAUCCAGUCGGAGGGAUGGUCAACCGGACAGUGAAUCACCGCUUGUAGGGUCUGUUGGCUCAUCACCUAUCACCCCAAGCGGAGAUAUGAAAAUGCAGAAUCAAAGUCUGGCCACGUUCUUUGCUGGCUUGGUUAAAAAACCCGGCAGUAGUCCCCGUUCUAACCAACCAUCCUAG